This is a messenger RNA of Pundamilia nyererei, 1941 nucleotides long. RefSeq names its product arrestin domain-containing protein 3-like. The record is from RefSeq and is a predicted model, not a curated record. Gene Ontology annotation, biological process: protein transport. Gene Ontology annotation, cellular component: plasma membrane; cytoplasm. Bases 677 to 1108 code for a protein of 143 amino acids. NCBI's taxonomy places the organism in Eukaryota, Metazoa, Chordata, Actinopteri, Cichliformes, Cichlidae. The transcript has 5 exons.
UAAGAAACGCAUCGUCUUCAACUCAGCUCGGAAAUGUCCUCGAUGAAGGACUUAAACGUGACCUUUGAAGCUAUCAACGAAGACGGUAGUUAUUCUGAAGGAGAUACUAUAGUGGGCAGUGUUAGUUUCAGGCUGACAAAAGAGGUUAAAGUUAAGAGCCUUUCUGUAAAAGCCAAAGGAGACGUCAAGGCAGAAUGGACAGAAGGAACAGGAUAUUUCCAGAUUACCCACACUGCAAAAAGGAGAUAUUUUAAAGUGAAGGAGUACUUAAUUGCAAGAAAUGGUAAAGGCACUGUACUUCCCAAAGGGGUCCACACGUUUAGGUUCGGGCUCAAAAUCCCAGAGGGGAGCAUGCCUUCAUCCUUCAAGGGGGUAUAUGGAAAAAUUGUGUACAUGUUUGAAGCAAAUAUGUCCAGGAGCUGGUGGUGGCCUUCUAAAGUUAAAAAGAAGAUCAACUUCAUUUCCAAGACGUUUCAACAGUUUUGGGAAGUGACGGUAAACACUGCACUGAUACGUGCUAUAAAUGUGAUAUUUGGAAAGUGCUUUGUGAAAAAACUCACAUUAAAAAUCACACGCAUGAAAUUGUAAACAUGUUUGUCUAUGUGGUCUGUCAUAGCAUCCACAAUCUGGUACAGUGAGUAAAAACAUAGGUGGGCUCUCCCAGGGAUGGGUCCAAAUGUCUGCUACUACUGACAGGAAUGUUUGCACUCCAGGUGAAACUAUAUCUGUUGUUGCCCAAAUCUGCAACUCCUCUUCCAAGAACACGAGGCCCAAAUUCAAACUUGAACAAAAAACAGUAUUUCGCUGCAAUGAGUCUACUAAGAAGUGGGUGAUGAAUCUGUUCAAAGAGGUCGGGGAAACUAUCAGUCCAAACUCAGAGCGAACUGUCUCCUGCCAGUUGAAGAUUCCUGAUGAUGCCAUCUCCACUAUCCAUAACUGUGAAAUCAUCUCAGUUGAAUAUUACAUAAAGGUGUAUCUGGACAUUAGCUUUGCCUUUGACCCAGAGGUGGUGUUUCCACUGGUCAUCGUUCCUUCCAGAUGUGCAGCCAUUCAGCCUGGUGAGGCUGUGGGGGCUUACCCACCUGGGACAACUGUGGUCACAAGUUAAAGCAACUUCGCUUCCCCUGCCUUCCACACUGGAUUUGGCUCUGAGCCCACAGUGUCAGGUCACUACCCCACCCCAGAUGCUACUCAGCAUGAUAAUAUAACAAGUGGCAAUUCUAACUAGUGGUCACACGGUGCUACUGCACAGGGGAUUUCAGCUCCAGUUUUUAAAGCACCUUUAAUGCAACAUCCAGGUCCUACUCUGACUACUUUUCUACAGGGGGAACAACCUCCAUUAUAUACGUCCAUUUACCAGCAUCAAAAUGAAACACUGUGAGUGUAAGUGAAUGGGCCAAAUAUUAAUAGCUGGGGACACCUCAAAAGUCACAGUUGGGUAUGGGUUAAACAGGGUUCAGAAGGCAGAAUCAUAAAGCUGCCCCCUUCUUGUUGAUGAUCAACUGGCAGGACAGAAUGAGGCCUUCCAGCUGUUGUCCCACAAAGGAAUUAAAUGUUUUAUACAAAAACUGUGUUUUUAAUAUUUAAUCUUUUGGAGGGAAAAUAAGACUAACUGGACAAAUCAUGAAUGUGUUCAGUUGCAGAAAGUUUCUAUGUCCUAUACCCUAUUUAGACGUAGCUGGCCAUAUACUAUACCUAGUAAUCAGAGCUGUACCCCAAAACUGUGACUUUUAAAGGGCCUGAAAAAAUGGGACUGGGGGUUAAAUCAUGUGACUGAGCAGUUUUCACCUCUUGAUAUCAGUAGGGUAACCAGAGACACAAGAAGUGACAGAACAAACAAUAAGAGAAGUAAGUGAUUUUCCUUUAGUCAGUCUUCUACUCUCUAUACUCCACAUAACAAUUUGUUUAACAACAGACAUGUUUUUAGUUAUAGAUCACAUU